UGUACUGGAAGAGGGCAGAUAGUAGUGCAUAUGUAUUGUGCUACUUACAUCAUACAUACAUGCUGAGUAGCUCAUUGCCCUUUCAUCCCACUUACAAGCUUUUCAAAACCAGGCACAAACCCCGGCUGGCUAGGUCCUUGAUGUGCUCACAGAAAUUUGACUUGCCCAAAGUAAAUCUCUAGGUGAUACAUUCAUGCAGAAAACCUCCAGUGCUAACAGUAUGUGUAGCAGAUGCAGGAACGUCCAUCCAGAUCUGUAAGAACCUGGAACAGGAGCUUUGAGUAAGUAACAGAUGCGGGUGAAAGAUCCAUCAAGAGCCAACCCCGAGAAACCAAAGAGAAGCAAAAGGCCCAACAGGCUGCAGGAUGAAGACUCUUCAGAUGAUAUUUCAGGCUUAACCUGCCAGCACGUGAGCCAAGCGGUGGAUGUGCAUCAUGUGAAGAGGGCGGUAGCUCAGAGCGUCUGGUCGAUAUGUGCGGAGUGUCUGAAGGAGAGGCGGAUGAGUGAUGGUGAGCCUGUGGCACCUUCGGACAUAUGGCUGUGUCUCAAAUGUGGCUCUCAGGGGUGUAGUAAGAACUCAGAAGGCCAGCAUUCUCUGAAACACUUCCAGACAGCACGCACAGAACCUCAUUGCAUUGUUAUCAACCUCAGCACGUGGAUCAUAUGGUGUUAUGAGUGUGAUGAGGAGCUGUCAACACAUUGCAACAAAAAAGUUUUGGCACAGAUAGUCGACUUUCUUCAAAAACAUGGUUCCAGGGCUGAACCAAGUUCAUCAAAAAUCAUACGACUCCGUGAAGAAAACAGUGAAGCAAGUGAAAUACUGAAAGGAAAAAGUUCUGCUAAUGGUGCGACAGUUCCAGUGAAAGGAAUAAAUAAUUUAGGAAAUACAUGCUUUUUUAAUGCUGUCAUGCAGAACUUGGCGCAGACUCACAUACUAAAUGAACUGAUGUGUGAGAUGAAAGAGAAAGGAACAAAGUUAAAAAUCUGUCAUACUUCGGACUCCCAGUUGGAUCCUUUGGUGGUGAACCUCUCCAGCCCAGGACCUUUGACAUCAGCGAUGUUCUUGUUCCUUCACAGCAUGAGGGAGGCUGGAAAAGGUCCUCUUUCUCCCAAAGUGCUCUUCAGCCAGCUUUGUCAAAAGGCUCCUCGAUUUAAGGGGUUCCAGCAGCAGGACAGCCAGGAGCUUCUGCACUAUCUGUUGGAUGCAAUGAGGAUUGAGGAGACAAAGCGUAUACAAACUGGUAUCUUAAAAGCAUUUAAUAAUCCAACUACUAAGACGGCAGAUGAAGAAACUAGAAGAAAAGUCAAAGCAUAUGGAAGAGAGGGUGUGAAGAUGAACUUCAUAGAUAGGAUCUUUGUUGGUGAAUUGACUAGCACUGUCAUGUGUGAGGAAUGUGAAAAUAUUUCAACAGUAAAAGAACCUUUCAUUGAUCUUUCACUUCCUAUAAUAGAAGAGAGGGUUGCAAAACCUGUACCUUUGGGAAGAACAGGUAAAGGUAAAAGUGUACAAGAGGCAGAUCUUGGUCAGUAUAACUGUUCUUCUAUCACUACACUGAAUAAUCAACCCAAAAUUGUCAAGAAGCAUGCUUUAACAAAAGAUAAGAAUCAAUUGAACCAGGAGAGACGGCUUGCCAGAAAAGCUUCCUCCAAUGAAGAACAAAGAAGUCCUGUUAUCUUGCAGGGAAAAACCAAAAAGCUUGAGCUGGAAGGUAGCUCUGGCAUCCCGUACUCCAAAGAUACAGCUGCCGACUCUGCUGUGAAUGGCAGCCAGACAGACGGCAGCGAGAAGGAAGCCAGUCGCUCUGAAAGCAGCUUUGAUGCAGACAGUGAAGCCUCAGAGAGUGAAAGUGCUUCUAAGCAAACGGCUUUUGGCCCGUCCGGCAGCAACGCGUCUGCUUUGCACAUCAGCCACGUAAAUGUUAAAAUGCCACACAGCAAACCCAGUGACAGUAACGAUGAGACGAUUUCCAGUGCCAUGUCCAAACUCAGCUUCUGCGAUACUAUAAAGGAAGAUAAAAAAUUGAGCCGUGGGGAUACAGCAUUAGGUUUAUCAAAUAAUUCCAUGUUCUCAGUAGACAAACCCCUGCUAUCCCAAAACCCUCAAAAUGCUUUCCAGACCCUUUCCCAAAGCUACAUAACUAGCUCAAAGGAAUGUUCUGUUCAGUCCUGCCUUUACCAGUUUACCUCUGUCGAGCUUCUCAUGGGGAACAACAAGCUGUUAUGUGAGAGCUGCACAGAAAGGAAACAGAAGUAUCAGAAGAAAACCAUCUCCACAGAGAAGAAGGUGGAAGGUGUCUACACAAAUGCUCGGAAACAGCUGCUGAUUUCUUCAGUUCCCGCUAUUCUUAUUCUCCACCUGAAGAGAUUCCACCAGGCUGGUUUGAGUCUACGGAAAGUAAAUAGGCAUGUGGAUUUCCCAUUGAUUUUAGACUUGGCACCAUUUUGUGCUGCAUCUUGCAAGAAUGUUACAGAUGGUGCAAGAGUACUAUAUAGUCUUUACGGAAUAGUGGAGCACAGUGGGUCCAUGAGAGGUGGUCAUUAUGCGGCGUAUGUGAAAGUCAGGACACCCUCCAAGAAAUUACUGGAGCAUAUUUCUACCACUAAAAAUGUUCUGGGUUUAAAAGAAGCCAUGGGAGCACCAGGAGGCCAGUGGGUGUAUGUUAGUGAUGCCCACGUUCAGAUGGUUCCAGAAUCAAGAGUAUUAAAUGCACAAGCAUAUCUACUUUUUUAUGAAAGAUUAUUACUAUAAUUCUCAACAGUUUAAUUUAAAAGAUGGUAGUGGUUAUUUAGUUUAUCUUAUUUAAAGCUGCAGUGGUAAGAGUACCUGUAAAUAUUGUGCCUUUAUCUUGUAGAGAAUUUAUCAUAUGUCAACUUUAAAGUUCAGUUAAGCUGUUAUAAAUAUCUGAAUGGUUCUCUGAAAGUAUGCACUUUGCCAAAUAUUUAAAAUUCCUGGCUUCAUUAAAAUACAGUACCGUUAGAAUGUAAGAUGAUGUCCUAUCUUACUGAGGUCUAUGGAAAGUUUGUUCUUGAUUUUAAUAAAGAUAAGCUUUCAUCCAUAGUUCUAGAACAGUUGAGAAUAAAAAUACUGAUAGCGUUAAGUGCCUGGAUUCCCUGUUAUUUCAACUUUCUUGUGCUCUAGUCCAGAUCCUUCCCGUCAGUGGGUUGGAUGUCAGCUAGUAAGUUUUCUGCAAACAAGAACCUGUCAAAUCCUGUUCCUUCCACACGUAGUAACUGGAAGACACAGUGCUUCCAGAAUGGAGGAACAGCAGCUGGCUCUGUGCUUUCCUGAUAGAGCUGGGAAGGGACUGGGAAAAGAUCCAUUUGGCUUCUGCAAAAUGACAGUGAAUCCGCCCAUACCCAGUACCCUUUCAGCUGUCUCCAACUGGCACUGGUAUAGCAAUGUAUUCCUGUGUUAAUAUAAAUAUAUACUUGGUGUGCAUAUGUAUAUCCUCUGAUAUAGAUAUAUAGAUACACAUAUGUAUGUAUAUAUGCACACCAUAAAUGCAUCAAUAUAUAUUGUCACUUUACCUACUAGGAAAGAGAAUUGCAAAUACUUCUGUAUUUAGUAAAUUUUCAGUUAUGACAGUGUACAGCAUAUAAGCUUGUGUAUGACUAUAUAUGGGGUUUAAGUGUAACCAGGUAAUGCUGUUACUUUGGUUUCUAAACAUGAAUUUGUUUAUCUGUUCCCAAAUACUUUUCUCAUAGGAGUAAUAAACUAUACAUUAUUUUUGCACUGUG
This is a messenger RNA of Columba livia (rock pigeon), 3738 nucleotides long. RefSeq names its product ubiquitin specific peptidase 45 (gene USP45). Gene Ontology annotation, biological process: protein deubiquitination. The coding region runs from base 293 to 2749 and encodes 818 amino acids. NCBI's taxonomy places the organism in Eukaryota, Metazoa, Chordata, Aves, Columbiformes, Columbidae. Gene Ontology annotation, molecular function: zinc ion binding; cysteine-type deubiquitinase activity. The record is from RefSeq and is a predicted model, not a curated record. The transcript is spliced from 19 exons.